This is a messenger RNA of Caenorhabditis angaria, 1287 nucleotides long. The record is from the annotation of a GenBank genome assembly. Lineage: Eukaryota; Metazoa; Nematoda; Chromadorea; Rhabditida; Rhabditidae.
AUGGAUUAUCUUGCGUAUCUCGCUGCAUUUCUAAUGCUAAUAGUAAGUUAACACAAAAUUCUAAAAUCAAACAAAAAUCUUUUACAGAUCGGAAUUCCUAGUAUUAUUAUGAAUUCACUUAUCAUUUAUGUAUUUUUAAAAGAAAAACUUCAUCGAACUGCAUUCAAUGUUAUUUGUUUCACAAGAGCAUCUAUUAAUUUAUAUGUGACAUUUUUCAUGUUCAUUUUGAUUUUUACAGUUGAUGCGAUACUGUGAGUUUGAAAAUUCUGAUACUAUUCCAAUUAGAAACUCAAACAUUUUUAAGUCUCGAAUCUCCUUAUUCGAAAAACUUCGAAUUUGCCAUAAUUUCUUCAAGUAUGUCACUUUAUAUAAUGAAUGAAUUCACAACAAUCCUUGUUGCUAUUAAUCGUUUUAUCGCAAUUUUCGCUCCAAUGUUUUAUUCGAAAUAUUGUGGAGUGAAAGUGACAGCAUUCCUCGUGUUUCUCAUUUUUGCUUAUCGAGCUUUUCGAACAUUUCAAGAUCUCACAUUUUAUAUUGGUAAGUUGACAAAAUCAAACAUUCAAUCAGUCAUAGCUAGACAUUUGGCAUGAAACCCUAUAGUUAACUAACAUUACACAUUUAAUUGAUAGUUUGGAAAGUUUGAUCGAGAAAAUAGGCCUAAAAUCAACUGAUAUGUGAUUGCAAUAGUACCAACUUUUCGAAAAAAAUGCAACAAAUGUUUGUGAUUUCAGGAAAAGAAUGUUAUCUUCUAUUCAGUGUCGAAUAUCUCACAUUUUUUCCAUACUAUAAUGAAAAUUGUGGUGGAAGUGAUAUUUCAUCAACUCUUUACGCUACAAUCAUUGGAUUUCUCAUUGUUUCUGUAUUGAACAUUGCAAUUUUUUCGAAAAUUGCGAUGUUUGUUUUUGUAAGUUGUUGGUAUUAUGCAAAUAUGUUUCCGAAUUCAACUUUCAGCAAAAUCGAAAUAUUGAUAAAGAUGCAAAAAAUCGUCAAAGAAAAAAUACAGUUUUAUUUUUCCAAACAAUUUUGCAAGAUUCUUUGGUAGUCUUUGACAUGGUUUUCACUUUCAAAUUAAGUGGAUUAUGGGAAACAAGAAUAUGGAGUUUGAUAAGUUAUGUGUUAGUUUGGGAAACUAUUUAUAUGUUGGAUGGUUUGAUUAUGUUAAUGUUUAAUGAGCAACUAUCAUUAAUCAAAAAACAACUUUUUGCAAGUUUUCCUACAAUUACCAAAAAAUCAAUGCACGAACCAUCAAGAUCAAAAGUUUCAACACUUCCUGAAGUUUCAGGUUAA